Messenger RNA from Annulohypoxylon maeteangense, 2168 nucleotides. Its product is annotated as cytochrome P450. The coding region runs from base 305 to 1807 and encodes 500 amino acids. Lineage: Eukaryota; Fungi; Ascomycota; Sordariomycetes; Xylariales; Hypoxylaceae. The transcript has 6 exons. The record is from RefSeq and is a predicted model, not a curated record. Gene Ontology annotation, molecular function: iron ion binding; heme binding; monooxygenase activity.
AAGGAUAACGCGAAGAUGUGCUCUUCGGAGGGUUUUUAUGCUUGGUUGAUCAAGGUUGAAGGCAUCGUAUGCUGUAUACUGUAUAACUACUGUAUAUGCAUGGGACAAUUUGUCGUUUCGUAGGACUAAGUGGCGCAUGGCAUGGCUUGGCUGUACGAUAAGUACCAGAAACACGAUGCGAACAGACAUAUAUAAAGUCUACCUGUGUCCUGGGUUGAGAGUUGAGGAUUAGAGCUUCGAGUUACACAAACAUUUCCCUGAACACCAUCUGAAGAGAAACAACAACAUUAUAACCUUAAUAAUCAUGGCGCCUCCGCUUCCUAUCGUCAGUCCUGUUAGCGCCACACUGGCAGGUGCCCUAUUAGUGACACUAUAUCUUGUAGGAGUUGCCGUCUAUAGGAUCUUCCUACACCCUCUUCGCAAGUUCCCUGGACCUCUUCUAUGGAAGAUCUCUCCUCUCCCACGAGUGUACCAUCUUAUGAUAGGCGACCUUCCGUUCAAAGUACUGGAACUUCAAGCAAAGUACGGAAAGUUCGUUCGGCUCACACCUAACGAGCUCGCUUGCAAUGAUCCUCAAGCGUGGAAGGACAUCUAUGGCCAUCGGACGGGUGGCCUCCAGGAGAUGCCGAAGUACAAAGGCUCUUACUUCGUGCAAUCACACCUUCCCCCAUCCAUCAUCGAAGCGGAGCGCGAGGAACACAAUCUCAUCCGGCGCCAGCUAUCGCACGGAUUCUCGGAGAAGUCUCUACGGGGCCAAGAGAGCAUCAUCGGGGAUUACGUCAACCUGCUAAUCCAGAGGUUACACGAGCACGGCAAGAACGGCACCGUCCCGCUCAACAUGCGCGAGUGGUUCAACUGGACGACCUUCGACAUCAUCGGCGACCUGGGCUUCGGAUCCUCGUUCGACUGCCUCCAGCACUCGGACUACCACCCGUGGGUCAAGCUCAUCGGCAGCGCGCUCCACGAGGCCGCGGCCUUCCGCGCCCUCGGCAUCCUCAACCUUCGCCCCGUAGUGGACUUGAUGAAUAAGCUCGGCGGCACGAAUAAGAACAACGAAAACAUGGACCUGGUCAGGAAUAAGGUCCACCAGCGCAUGAAGCUCGGUAUGGAGCGCCCGGAUUUCAUGGAGGGCCUGAUCAGGAAGAAGAAUGAGUGGCAGAUGGAUGAUGAUAGACUCGCUGUUAAUGCGAAUGUGGUUAUUAUUGCGGGGUCGGAGACUACGGCUACCCUGCUUAGUGGCGCGGUCUACUUACUCACUACGAAUAGGGAUAAGCUGGAUAAGUUGGUCCAGGAGGUCAGGUCGAGCUUUAAGAGCGAUGAGGAGAUUACGCUGCUUUCGGUCAAUAACCUGUCUUAUAUGCUUGCGUGCCUUAACGAGGCUUUCCGCAUGUACCCUCCCGUCGCCGCUGAUCUGCCCAGGACUGUGCCCAAGGGAGGUGCUACUAUCGGAGGAAAAUACGUCGCUGAAAACACCGUCGUCUCCGUCUGGCAAUGGGCCAUCAACCGUAACCCGCAGCACUGGACGGAACCUGAGAAGUACAUCCCAGAGCGCUGGCUGGGCGACCCGAAGUACCAGAACGACGCGCUGGAAGCUAUGCAGCCGUUUAGCUUUGGUCCUCGGAAUUGUAUUGGGAGGAAUCUGGCGUAUGCGGAAAUGCGCCUCAUCUUGGCUAGGAUCAUUUACAAUUUCGAUAUGAGCAUCUGCGAUGACAGCUUGAGGUGGAUAGGAGACCAGAAGACGUACCUGCUGUGGGACAAGCCGUCAUUGAACCUUUACAUGACUCCUGUUCCUCAGAAGGUGGAGUAAGCGGGAAUAUUGUUGUAUCAACAGGCUGUCCGGGAUGUCGGUGGGUAGGCACUACCUAGGUAGGUAUGGUUUAGGCAUGGUUUCUUCGUCGAUCCUUAAUGGGUUUCCUAAGAGUCUGGAUUGGGUGUUAGGAAAUGUACUGGUAAAUUGCGUGGAUAGGUACCCUAUGUUCUCGUCGAUGGCCAUUUCGGUGCCCUGGAUUGAUAGGCUGGAACCACGCUUAGGCCUUUAUGGUAGAUACCUAGUAGGUACCUAGUAGAUAGGCCGUCAUACUUCCUUUGUAAGCAAAGCAUAGCUUUGUAAAUUCUAUGAAUAAAUAAACCAUUUUACUUGUUCAUCACGUUGUUGCAUUGUAUGGAAG